AUGGAUAUUCAGAAUCCCGGUGACCUACUCAAAGAAGCUACAGACCUAGCAAAAGAUCUGGGCCCCGAACAGGCCUACCAGCUGCUGACCGCCUACAUGGACAAGCCUGAUUUUCGGAUAGCCCCUGUGUACGCCUUCGCUGCUAACCUAUGUGACAGUCUUGCCAAAGUAUUUGCAGUAAUUGACAAAGAACAAUAUGAGCAUUACAUAACAAAAGGAUAUCGCUACUCAAAGGCUGGUAUGUUAUUGGACGACACACAUCCAGGCUGUGCCAAAGUAAACAUUCGCUGA
This is a messenger RNA of Opisthorchis viverrini, 291 nucleotides long. RefSeq lists its product as hypothetical. The record is from RefSeq and is a predicted model, not a curated record. Bases 1 to 291 code for a protein of 96 amino acids. Lineage: Eukaryota; Metazoa; Platyhelminthes; Trematoda; Opisthorchiida; Opisthorchiidae. The transcript has 2 exons.